Dicentrarchus labrax (European seabass) is the source of this 2636-nucleotide messenger RNA. It is a transcript of the gene poc1b, whose product is annotated as POC1 centriolar protein B. Gene Ontology annotation, molecular function: protein binding. The record is from RefSeq and is a predicted model, not a curated record. Gene Ontology annotation, cellular component: centriole; ciliary basal body. Gene Ontology annotation, biological process: cilium assembly. NCBI's taxonomy places the organism in Eukaryota, Metazoa, Chordata, Actinopteri, Moronidae. The transcript has 12 exons. Bases 321 to 1868 code for a protein of 515 amino acids.
GUUUCCUGAAUGCAGCACCACUCUCUUCGUUGCCACAAGAUCAAGCCACAAGUGGCUAAGAUAUUUAGCUGUAGAAAUAACGGGUUAUUCGGCUGCUUAGGCAAACUCAAAGCCAAAUUUUCAUUCAGAGUUAAAAAAAACUCAUCCAGAAACAACUAAGGUUGCUCAAAGACUUUUGGAACAGAGUAUUAUCUGACUUCGACAGGUCAGGUCUGACACUGCUGCUGAAGGCGCACUGUUUGACAGUUCAUGGAAGUAACGUUAACGUUGAGCAGCGGGCGGUUCAACUUUCCCUCUGACAACAUUGGCUCUUUUACCAAAUGCCUACUAUGGCGUCUGUUUUGGAGGAUCCAACCCUAGAGAGACACUUCAAGGGACAUAAAGAUGCCGUCACCUGUACAGACUUCAAUCCAAACCGCAAACAACUGGCCUCAGGGUCAGUGGAUAUGAGCCUGAUGAUCUGGAAUCUAGCUCCAAAGGCGAGGGCUUUCCGCUUUGUUGGCCACCAAGACGUCAUCACUGGGUUGCAGUUCUCCCCCUCUGGUAACCUGGUGGCCACUUCCUCUAAGGACAGAACGGUCAGACUGUGGACACCUUCCAUGAAAGGAGAGUCAACAGUGUUCAAAGCCCACACGGCCCCUGUACGCAGUGUUGCUUUCUCCCAUGACAGCCAGAGACUGGUGACGGCGUCCGACGACAAGUCUGUCAAAGUGUGGAGCGUUCACCGGCAGUGCUUUGUCUACUCUCUCAACCAGCACACCAACUGGGUGCGCUGUGCCAGAUUUUCUCCUGAUGGCCGUCUGAUAGCUUCCUGCGGAGACGACCGUACCGUCCGGCUGUGGGACACGUCCACCAAACACUGCAUCAACUGUUUCACUGACUAUGGAGGAUCAGCAACGUUUGUUGACUUCUACUCAAGCGGCACCUGUAUUGCAUCCUCAGGAGCUGACAGUUCACUAAAAAUCUGGGAUCUACGGACCAACAAGCUGAUUCAGCAUUAUCAAGUCCACAGUGCAGGAAUCAACAGCUUUUCCUUUCACCCAUCCAACAACUACCUGAUCAGUGGCUCCAGUGACAGCACUGUUAAGAUCCUGGACCUGCUGGAGGGACGCCUCAUCUACACCCUCCAUGGACACAAGGGCGCCGUAAUCACAGUAUCCUUUUCCAGGGCUGGGGAUCUCUUUGCCUCAGGGGGUGCUGAUAGUCAGGUGCUGAUGUGGAGGACAAACUUUGACACCAAAUCCUACCAGGACGUCCUGCAACAACACAGCCGGAGAUCCACCCCUGAUCCCCCACCCCAUGUGACUGACAUCCACCCCAGAGGACCCCACCUUCACCACCCGCAGCCCACAGCCAUUCAGAUCAGUCCAACAGUGGCAGAUACACAGUCCACUGAUCCACAUGUCAUAGAGCUGGGCCAAUCUGUUCACAGCACCACGGCCGCCGCCAACAGUUACCACUCCAACGGUUUGCCCCCGCAGCACGUGGGCAGCUCCAGAGUGGAAGGAUGGAUGGGAGACGGAAGUGCCAGUAGGGCAGGUGCGACUGCCAGGAGCCAGACUGGGGCCGACGGGAGAGGAAGAGGAAGGAGAAAGGAAGAGGAAGAGGAGAGAGGGCAGACGCACCCACUGGAAGUUCUUUCCGGUCAACCAUCGGGUCUGGACUCUACCCUGCGGCACAUUGUUCAACAGCUGGAUAUCCUCACGCAGACUGUUUCAGUGCUGGAGGAGCGUCUCACCCUGACUGAGGACAAGCUGAAGGAGUGUCUCCUCCACCAAUCCCACAUUCUCAGUGAUGUGCAAUCAUCGGGAGGGAGGCGGAGGACUGAGAGCGAGGAGACGGAUGGAUCACCUGUCCACUUCACUUGAGGACGACCUCACCCUUUGUCAGACUGCAGCACAAACACACAGACCGAGUUGUAUUGGUUGACCCCAAGACAGCUGGACAUGAGUGUCUGCUUGUGUGUGUAUGUGUCUAUGUAAAUAUGUGUGUCUGUGUGUGAUUCUAAAUUUCCACCUUGGUGGUCUCUCUCGGGGGUCAGUAGGUUAAUCAGGAUUUGGGCCGGGGUCAAAGUGAGUUUUUGUGUGUGUGUGUAAUAGCAACAAUUCUCCAUGUAUUUCAUCACCUCUCAAGGAUAUCCAGCUGUACAGCCAAGCACAGUCUGGCUGGGACAUUCCAGUGUGUGUGUGUGUGUGUGUGUGUGUGUGUGUGUGUGUGUGUGUGUGUGUGUGUGUGUGUGUGUGUGUGUGUGUGUGUGUGUGUGUGUGUGUGUGUGUGUGUGUGUGUGUGUGUUGAUAAACAUGUUGCAUCCAAUCGGGACAGCUGCAGCUAUGAAAACAGAUGGUGAUUGUCUGCUGUAUGACCUCUGUGUGUGUGUGUGUGUGUGUGUGUGUGUGUGUGUGUGUGUGUGUGUGUGUGUGUGUGUGUGUGUGUGUGUGUGUGUGUGUGUUUACAUGUGUAAAUUUGUGUAUUGCCAUGUUAUUUAGCAGUUAGUUGCUUCUGCAAUAACUUCUUUCAUUGUAAUCUGUUUGCAUUUUUACAUAAUGCCAUGUCAUUUUAAAACCAAGUGGUGCUACAUAUUGCCUCAAAUACACAUUGGAUAUUAUUUAUAUGAAUAAAUUAGAUGCUGUAUCUCA